GGGGAGUAUCUGGUCCUGGCUAUGGAGACUGGGAAGCUAACAUGUCGAGGAAAGCGGCGUGGUUCCGCCAAAGAAAGCUCUGCAACUUCCUGAUGCACACGAGCACCUCUGCCUCUCUGCACUCAUACCCGACGCUGGAGCGUGACCGGUUCCUGUACCUCCUCUUUCUGUGGCCCGACCAGUACAUCGAAUGGAUCGAGCAGCUCACCAGCCGAACAGUGUCGCGCCUCUGCUGGGGCACCCCGCAGCCGGGCCAGAUCCUGCGGCACACGACUCUGGGCUUGCUCGAGACCAUCAGCCCGUCCGGGUCACUGCCCAACGUCCUCAACUUCCUCCGCCACCUGCCCUUCCUCCUGAGCCCGUGGAAGCGCAAAGAGAAGGGCCGGCGCGAGCUCGAGAUGAGGCUGUUCGACGCCAACCUCGCCUUCGUGCAGGACGGCCUCGACCGCGGCCAGGCCGGCCCCAGCUUCGUCCGCGCCUUCUUCGAGACUAAGGAGGACCCGGACGAGCGGGUUCGGCAGCGGUGGGGGGACGUGCCCGAGGCCGUCAACGUGGUCGGCCUCAUGGCCAUCGCGGGCGCGCUGACCAUCGGCAGCCCGCUGCAGUCGUACAUGCUCGCCAUGCUGCACUACCCGGAAUGGCAGAGCCGCCUCCAGGACGAGAUCGACGCCGUCUGCGGCGGCGCCUGCCCGCAGUGGGACGACAGAGAGCGGCUGCCUCUGCUCCGCGCCGUCGUCAAGGAGGUCAUCCGCUGGCGCCCGCCCGUGCCCACAGGUAUCCCGCAUGCGAGUGAGGCAGACGAUGUCUACAACGGAUACUUCAUCCCGGCCGGAGCCACGAUCCACGCUCUCGAGUGGUAAGUACUGCGUGGCCCCCUUAUUUCUUUCCGUCUUGAUGCCUUUACAUCUUGUUUUAUUUCGAACCUUGUUCUGAUGAUCCCUCCUUUGCC
This is a messenger RNA of Thermothelomyces thermophilus ATCC 42464, 949 nucleotides long. RefSeq lists its product as uncharacterized. Bases 42 to 860 code for a protein of 272 amino acids. NCBI's taxonomy places the organism in Eukaryota, Fungi, Ascomycota, Sordariomycetes, Sordariales, Chaetomiaceae. The record is from RefSeq and is a predicted model, not a curated record. Gene Ontology annotation, molecular function: oxidoreductase activity, acting on paired donors, with incorporation or reduction of molecular oxygen; monooxygenase activity; iron ion binding. The transcript is spliced from 2 exons.